AUGAAUGUCUGGGGGUGGUGUGUAAAAGCCCAGACUGACCUGUAUUCAUGGGGACAGACUGGCCCACAGGGCUGCCGUCCUGGUAGCCAGGUGAGGCUGGGCAGCGGGGACCCACUGCCCUCGCCUCGCGCGGUCCACCCCCGCGAAGCCUGUGACCGCGACGGCCACUUUGAUACCACAAGAUUGCUGAGGAGACAGAGGGUGGAGGUUCAGGAGACAGGAGGGUGGAGGCAGGGCGACAGAGGUGGAGGUUUCAGGAGACAGAGGGUGGAGGUCAGGCGACAGAGGGUGGAGUCAGGAGGACAGGAGGGUGGAGGUCAGGAGACAGAGGGUGGAGGUCAGGCGCCAGAGGGUGGAGGUCAGGAGACUGAGGGGUGGUGGUCAGGCGACAGAGGGUGGAGGUCAGCGGAAGAGGGUGGAUGGUCAGGCGACAGAGGGUGGAGUCAGGCACAGAGGGUGGAGGUCAGGAGACAGAGGGAUGGAGGUCAGGAGACAGAGGGUGGUGGUCAGGCGACAGAGGGUGGAGGCGCAGAGGGUGGAGUCAGGAGGGACAGUGGGUGGAGGUCAGGCGACAGAGGUUGGAGGUCAGGCGGACAGAGGGUGGAGGUCAGCGACAGAGGGUGGAGGUCAGGAGACAGAGGUGGAGGUCAAGAGACAGAGGGUGGAGGUAGGAGACAGAGGGUGGAGGUCAGGCGACAGAGGGUGGAGGUCAGGAGACAGAGGGUGGAGGUCAUGAGACAGAGGGUGGAGGUCAGGAGACAGAGGGUGGAGGUCAGGGAGACAGUGGGUGGAGGUCUGGGGACAGAGGGUGGAGGGCAGGAGUCAGAGGGUGGAGGUAGGCAGACAGAGGGUGGAGGUCAGGCGCACAGAGGGGGGAGGUCAGGAGACAGAGGGUGGUGGUCUGGAGGUCAGAGGGUGGAGGUCAUGGAGACAGAGGGUGGAGGUCAGGCGACAGAGGGUGGAGGUCAGAGGACAGAGGGUGGAGGUCAGGAGACAGAGGGUGGAGGCGACCGAGGGUGGGAGGUCAGUCGACCGAGGGGGGAGGUCAGGACGACAGAGGUGGAGGCUCAUGAGAAGAGGGUGGAGGUCAGGAGACGAGGGUGGAGGUCAGGAGACAGAGGGUGGAGUCAGGGUGACAGAGGGUGGAGGUCAGGAGACGAGGCGUGGAGGUCAGGAGACAGCGGGUGGAGGUCAGGCGACAGAGGGUGGAGUGUCAGGAGAAAGUGGGUGGAGGGUCAGGAGACAGAGGUGGAGGUCAGGAGACACGAGGGUGGAGGUCAGGCGACAGAGGGGUGGGCAGGUAAGGAGACAGGGGUGGAGGUCAGGAGACCAGAGGGUGGAGGUAGGAGACAGAGGUGGAGGUCAAGAGACAGAGGGUGGAGGUCAGGAGACAGAGGGUGGAGGUCGGCGACAGAGGGUGGAGGUCAGGCGACAGAGGGGGUGGUCUGGAGACUGAGGGUGGAGGUCAUGAGACUGAGGGUGGGAGGUCAGGAUGACAGAGGGUGGAGGUCAGGAGACAGGGUGGAGGUCAGGGGACAGAGGGUGGAGGUCAGCGAGACAGUGGGUGGAGGUCAGGAGACAGAGGGUGGAGGCUCAGGCGACUGCAGUUGUGGAUGUCAGGAGACAGUGGGUGGAGGUCAGGUGACAGAGGGUGGAGGUCAGGAAGGCAGAGGGUGGACGAGGGUGGAGGUCAGGCGACAGAGGGUGGAGGUCAGUGACAGGGGUGGCGGUCAGGUGACAGAGGGUGGAGGUCAGGAGACAGAGGGUGGAGGCUCAGGAGACAGAGGGGGAGGUCAGGUGCAGAGGGUGGAAGGUCAGGCGACAGUGGCGUGGAGGUCAGGAGACAGAGGGUGGAGGUCAGGGAGACAGAGGGUGGAGGUUCAGGAGACAGAGGGUGGAGGUGGUGUUAGCCUCUUCUACAGAGGGUUAGCUCUUUACAGAUGGGUUAGCACUCCCAGAGGCGCUUAG
Knipowitschia caucasica is the source of this 1968-nucleotide messenger RNA. Lineage: Eukaryota; Metazoa; Chordata; Actinopteri; Gobiiformes; Gobiidae. The record is from the annotation of a GenBank genome assembly.